AUGUUGGCAACAACAAUUAAGUUCAAAAAGGUUUUUCCAAGAGUGAAAGAGAGGGAUAUCAAUUAUCAUAAUAAUCCGAGUGAUGAGGAUUGGGAGAAAAUGGAGAAAGUUUGUGAAGUUUUGAAAGUAUUUAGUGGUUCAACCAAACUCAUUUCAGGAAGUGAUUAUCCAACGUCUAAUUUAUUCUUGAAGGAGGUGUGUGCAGUGAAAUGUAUGUUGGAUAGUAAAAGUGAAUCUGAAGAUGAUUUCAUUAGAGUAAUGGUUAGGAAAAUGAAACAUAAGUUUGAUAAAUAUUGGGGGGAAUGUAAUAUGUUGAUGUCUGUGGCUGCUAUAUUGGAUCCUCGGUUGAAAAUAAGAGUUAUUCAGUGGGCAUUCCCUAAGAUGUAUUCUGAGACAAAAGGACGGGAAAAUAUGGUGACGGUUCGGGAUGCAUUGUAUGAGUUAUAUGGGGAGUAUGUUCAAGCUAACCAAGGUGUGACUAUCGCCCGUGCUUCUACAUCACAAGGGGAUGGACAUGGAGCCAUUGGUGAGGUGGCUGCGGUUGAGGGAGCCGAGGCCUGGGAUGAUUUUACCACUUUUCUGGACGUGGUUGAAACUGAGCCUAGUCAGUCUGAGUUGGACUGUUAUUUGGGAGAGGGAUGCCAUAAGUGUGUGGGAGAUCAUGACUCAUUCGAUGCCUUACAGUGGUGGAAGGCAAAUUCAACCAAGUUUCCUGUAUUGUCUACGAUGGCUCGAGAGAUACUAGCCAUCCCGAUCACUAUGGUUGCUUCAGAGUCUGCAUUCAGUGCUAGGAGUAGGGUUAUUGAUAGUUACCGAGAUUCUUUGUCACCAGCUACGGUGGAGAUGUUGUUAUGUGGAUGUGACUAG
Messenger RNA from Pistacia vera, 867 nucleotides. Its product is annotated as zinc finger BED domain-containing protein RICESLEEPER 2-like. The coding region runs from base 1 to 867 and encodes 288 amino acids. The transcript has a single exon. The record is from RefSeq and is a predicted model, not a curated record. Lineage: Eukaryota; Viridiplantae; Streptophyta; Magnoliopsida; Sapindales; Anacardiaceae. Gene Ontology annotation, molecular function: protein dimerization activity; DNA binding.